CAAGACAGGCUACAAAUCAACGAUGAGGCCCACGCUCAACCUCUUUGCCAAGGCCUCGCGCCUGCCGCUCAACUCGAAGAAGGCUAACAAGGACUUCUACAAGGGAACAGGAACGGGGAAUAUCAUGCGGCGAAAGCGGCUGGCCGUAGCUAUUCGAACGACGGGCGAGCAACUGUACGACGAGUUCGACAGACCACGGACGUGGAAUCUCAUGACGCACCGGCUCGACGAGGCUCGCAUUCCGUCGUACAUUGUGCCACCCGGUAUGGCUGACUCAAGACUUCGACCGCUCGUAUUCUUGGGAGAAAAGGAAGACCAAGGAAAAGGGAAAGACAGGCCGCUGCCAGGGUACCCCAUGGGCCACAAGAUGAAGGCAAGAGCAGGCAUGGAUGGCGCAUACUACGAGCAAAUGAGAGAGGACAUCAUCGAACGAAGAGAUCUGCGAGAUGCGAGCGAGAGGGAUCUCAGUCGGGCAAAGACACACAAGUAG
Acaromyces ingoldii is the source of this 490-nucleotide messenger RNA. RefSeq lists its product as hypothetical. The record is from RefSeq and is a predicted model, not a curated record. The transcript has 2 exons. NCBI's taxonomy places the organism in Eukaryota, Fungi, Basidiomycota, Exobasidiomycetes, Exobasidiales, Cryptobasidiaceae. Bases 23 to 490 code for a protein of 155 amino acids.